UAGAUGUCACUACUCAUUCAUGUACCUACUUGCACCUAUUAGGAGUGUAAGCAUAGAGAAGUGCAGACAUUCAACAUUUAUAUUUGGCCCUAUAGAAAUAGCAUUGAACAUUUCCCAGUGUGAACACAUCACCAUUAUAGCUCCUACCAGGAAUAUAAGAAUUACGGGGUCCACUCUAGUCACGCUGUAUCUUUUAACUCCAACGAGGCCUGUUAUUCUCGGUGGUAACGACAGCAUCUUAUUGGCUCCCUAUCAUACCUUUUAUGGUCAUUUAGAGGACCAUCUCACCAAAGCAUCUCUAAGCGCUUCCCCUAACAUGUGGGACCAGCCAUUAUGUAUAGGUCCCGAUCACCAGAGGGAACUUCCUGUAUGGGAGUUGAUGUCUCCGC
Owenia fusiformis is the source of this 389-nucleotide messenger RNA. NCBI's taxonomy places the organism in Eukaryota, Metazoa, Annelida, Polychaeta, Sabellida, Oweniidae. The record is from the annotation of a GenBank genome assembly.